GCUUAGCAACGGUACACUUGUAUGACACCAGUUGUGGAAAAACAUCAAGAGUUUACGAGAUUAGCCUGCACAUAUUUUCGUUUGUGUUCUUCCAGUGUAGUGCAUUAUGAUUUAAUUUGAACUAAAAGGCGAGAACUUCUGGAAUGCUGUUCAGCUGAAGCUAGAUUCAUAUCUAGCUAGACGACUAGCACUUUUAUUAGUAGCAUCUAUAGCUAACUGUGUGGCUUCCUACACACAUAGAGCAAGGCUAAGUUCUUCAAGGACGACAGUAAAUAAGUGGUGAAAAGAAGAAUGUCCACCAGCAAGGAACAAGCUGCCAUCAGUAAAAUAAUGAGUUUCCUUCAAGAAUGGGAUCAAGGCAAUAAGAUCGUGCGAAGCCGCAUGCUGAAUGCAUUUCUGACACAAAACACGGGAAAGACAUGUCCUGAAUUGGAAGUGGAGUUUGCACAAGUAGCCAGUCUCUUUUUAGCUCGGUUGACCGCUUGGAUGAGGCUGACAUACAUGUUUGGGACAUGUUUAGGUCUGCAAUUGAAAGCAGUUGGCGUCUUCCUAUCUGCAUCAAGCAAUCAUCGAUAUCUCAUAGAAUUUCUGGAAGUUGGAGGUGUCCUAACUCUCCUAGAGAUCUUAGGCCAGAACCAGACCAAGGAAGAGGACAGGAAGGAGGCCCUCUCUCUGCUUCAAAUUAUCUCAAAUGCUGGACGCAAGUACAAGGAGCUCAUCUGCGAAAGCCACGGUGUGAGAGCAAUAGCAGAGUGCCUUGCAAAGUCAAAGACGGAGGAGACCCAAGAGGCAGCUCAAGCUUUGUUAGAGUCACUGGCCCAUGGAAACCCCAAAUACCAGACCCAGGUCUAUAGGGGACUGAUUGCACUUCUUCCCUGUACAUCGCCAAAAGCCCAACAGCUUGUCUUACAAACCCUCCGCAUAGUACAGGCUAUUGUAAAGUCAUCCCAUCCCAGCAUUGUAGAACCUUUGCUUAAUAUGCUCAGGUCUCUGCAUCUAGAAGUACAGCAUGAAGCUAUUGAGCUGAUCAUAGAUCUGUGUCAAUAUAAAGUGAGGCAAUUGCUGCUUAGGGGUCUGGUAGCUCUGCAGAAACCUGCCAAGGAGAGAGUACAGAAACACAAGAUCCUGGAAGACCCGGAAAUGACCAAAAUGACUGAAUCUCUACCAGUGUUUGUUCAACAAGCAGCUGCAGCAAAAGCUGUAAAGUUGCUUGCUCAGGGGAGUCAUGAGCUCUCUCAGGAGCUAUUGUCUCUCAGAGUGGUACAUAACCUACUGUACACCAUGGGUAACCAGGAACACGCAGACGCCCAGAGACAAGCCAGCCUGGCUCUUGAGCACUUUGUCCGUACAUACCCACUUGUGGAGGAGCACGUGCACAGAGCCAUGGGGACUGAAUUGUUCACAGCCUUCAUGCAAAAAGCUGAAACCCUGUACAUGAAAGUGGAUGAAAUCCAAGCGGAUAUACUGUUAUCAAAUAAAGUCAACAUAUCAGAAGCAUUAGAACAUCGUAACUCAGAGAGCUGAACAAAACAGAACGCAAGCAUCAGUGUCUAUUAUAAUGAAGAAUUAUAAA
Messenger RNA from Hypomesus transpacificus, 1573 nucleotides. It is a transcript of the gene armh1, whose product is annotated as armadillo like helical domain containing 1. Lineage: Eukaryota; Metazoa; Chordata; Actinopteri; Osmeriformes; Osmeridae. Bases 292 to 1524 code for a protein of 410 amino acids. The transcript is spliced from 11 exons. The record is from RefSeq and is a predicted model, not a curated record.